Molecule: messenger RNA, 1514 nt
Organism: Elaeis guineensis (African oil palm)
Lineage: Eukaryota; Viridiplantae; Streptophyta; Magnoliopsida; Arecales; Arecaceae
Product: F-box protein SKIP28
Cellular component (GO): cytoplasm
Molecular function (GO): protein binding
Source: RefSeq, a predicted model, not a curated record
CCACCGAUGGCAUUUUCCCUUCUUUCCACCACUCGUUUCAUAGCGUCCGUCUCCAUCGUCUAAACCCUCCACUCUCCAUUCUUUCCACCAUUCAAUGGAGCAUUCUCUUCCAACUAUAGCCAACCCCGACGCUCCCUUCCCAUCUCCCACUCCGUCCUCGUCUACCAGCAGCCCCUCCGGCGAUGCCGCAGGCGCCGAUCAGAGGGGCCCCCACGGCGCUCUUUUCUUGGUGCUGGGGUACCUCCGGUUGCCGGAGCUCUUGGCGUUCCAGAGGGUGUGCAGGCUGUUCAGGGACGUGAUUGCCGGCGACUCUUUCCUGUGGCAGCACAUCGUCGUCGAGCCGCCCUUGAAUGGGAAGCUCACUGAUGAUGCCCUCUUGAAGGUUACAGCGAAGGCGGAAGGAAAGUUGAAAUCUUUGGCUCUGUUGGAUUGCUGGAAGAUCACCGAUGCCGGGCUCCUGCUGGUCGCUGAUAGGAAUCCUGGCAUCACCAAGCUUUGUGUACCUGGAUGCAUAACUGCUGAUGGUGUUGUGAAAGUAGCGAAGCGACUUUUUGAGCGUGAGGGCAAUCUAAAGCAUCUUCAACUCCGUGGUAUCUGCAACAUAACAAAAGAACAUCUUGAUGUCCUUAACUCUUUCAUGUGCAAAAACAAUCCAUGCCAAAUUCCACAGCCGUCCUUUUACAGCCACUGGCGCAUUGUGUCAUUUAACAGUGAUGAUGACCGUCCAGUUGAUGUUGACAUGUGCCCCAGAUGCAAGAAUGUGAAUCUGGUUUUUGACUGUACGAGGGAGAACUGCAGUGUGAACUGCAGGAUGAUGAAAUCCAGGUGGAGUGAGUGCAGAGGGUGUUUCUUCUGCAUUGCAAGGUGUGAGGAGUGUGGAGGUUGUAUUGACUUGGAGGGAUCUGGCGAGAAGGCUAUUUGUUUGCAUCUUUUGUGUCUGCAGUGUUGGCUUCAUCUUCCAAAGUGUAAUAUGUGUAACCAACCAUAUUGCAAAUGGGAUGCAGAUCUCUUUGGUAGUUCUUCCAUGUCUGCUGGGUUUGUAUGUGAACGGUGCAGGGAAUCCGGACGCUCAUCCUAUCAUUCAGCAAGUGGUUACUGGGAAACCUUUGCUUGACCAUCACCCAGACCUUCAGGUGGGUUAGUUCCAAGCAUGGAACUGGUUAGGUAGUUGGAAAAUGAGGGGGGGUAGUUUCCAUAGAUAAACUGAGUGAAAGAAAUGUUCAGGUAACCAGGUUGCCCUAACUCCAAGGGCCGGGCGGUUGGCAGACUAGGAUGUGAACAGCUUUGGAAAGAUGAUCCAACUGUUAUUGUUCUUAGGGAAUGUUCGCAGCAUGAUUUCUUUGAGAUGUUUUUUUGUUAUGUUAGAACAGUAAAGGAUGUAAGUUGUCCAGAGCACUUCUUGGAACGUUGGGAUCUUCUGUUGCUUGUAAUAUAUGAUAGCAAUGACAUACGAUUUUAUCUGUAGUUUCAUUGUGAUUAUCAAUCCAACUUCAUUGAUUUUGUUUCUUUGCGCC